UAACUUCAGUUGACACAAAGCCUGCGCACGCGCCGCUCGCUCGCAUUCCUUCACGCGACCGUUAACCCAAUAAUUAUUUAAAGAAAACAAUCAAGCCACUCCACAACACAGUGUAAUAAAACUGUUUCACACGAACAAUAACUUUUACGACCAAUUAAAAGUGCUAAAGUUACAAAUCAAGAACUUAAACCAAAUUGGCUAAUGCAGUGAAAUUAAAGGCCAAACAACUUAGACAGAUUUGGUCACAACUCUUGUGGGUUCUAAUACCAUUGUGUGCAAUCGUGACUUAUUGUUUUCAAACAACAUUUCCCAAUGUGCGCGUAGUGUAUUAAACGGCGGAUAGGAUUCAGAGGACAAAAAUGGAAGACGUGUAUUCUAUUAAAGUGAAAACUAAGCCUGAUAUGAGAAAUGUUUAUCCUUCUGAGCGAAGGUAUUCAGCGUCGACUGUCUCCGGGCUAGCCUGGGUGCACAUAGCCUUGGCUGCGACCUCGUUCCUUCUGGCCUGCCUGGCUCUCGUCAACCCUAACAACCAAGAGAUCAAACUCACUCUCGAAGAUUCCAAACCUCUGGACACAAACCAGUUUCUAAACGCAACCGAGGAAACGACAACGGAAUACAUCAGUGAAGACAAUGCCACGGAAAAGGUGAUUGAUAGUAUCAACAAAGAAACGUACGGGCAUAUUUUAGUUAUAGCGCCGAGUUUGCUAACUGUUUUCGCGCUAGCCGCCGGUCUAGCGGCUAUUAUGGCAUCGGUCCGGUGGUACAUCGACCGAAACAUUACCUGGCUAUUCAUCAUGUCAGUAUUAUCCACCAUUUUCUCUCUCGUAUCUUUCAUUAUGAUCGCGGCGUGGUUCGUGAACACCUCCGAAGGAACCGACGAUAUUACUGAGUUUUACAAAGACCAAGUGCCGUUUAAAGACGUUAUUUUGAUAAAGCACACAGAUGUUAUAGACAGGAACGAGUCCCAUAUAGUAAUAGCCAGGAAUGCCACUGAUAAGCCAGAGGUGACGUCGCACUUGUUCACCAAACGAGUUCUGUCUAUAAAUAUUCUUAUAGCUGCGUUCUUAGAGCUUCUAUGGUCGAUUUUAAGCGUGAAAAUAUCCUAUAAAGGCAUGCGAAGUCAGUACAAGGACGACGAUACAGAAAGAAGGGGAAAUUGCGUGUCUGUAGUAACGAAAAUCAAAGGGAACACUAAUCUAAGGAACGGGAAACUUUUACCCCCGAAACCGGAUUUGAUAGACCACUAUCCGAGUAAGAAAAUAAAAAGGAUAUUUUUAGCGAACGGCAGCAACGGUUUUUAUUUAAAACACCAAGGUGCCGGCGACAAAAACGCGAAACAAAACACGGAAACCAGUUCAGAAAUCUACAAAGAACGCAUGAUGAACUUUCUGAACCGAUGCGCCUCUCUCGAGGGAAUCUCUGAGCCAGAAAUAGCUGCCAGCGUCCAUUCGGACCCAGCACUCAACACCAUUCCAGAAGUCACUGUAACCAAUGUUGAAAUAAACACCAUGGAGAAUGCAGAAAUAAAUAACAGAAUGACACCAGUAAGCUGGGGGGAUUCCCCUGAUCACACGGUGUACAAUCAAAACAAUAUAAAUUUUGACAGGAUUUUCAAAUUUGGCGGCAAGAAAAUCCAAGAUGGCGCCGAGGCGAAGGAAAGCGAAAUACAGCCAAGUGAAGAUUGCAAUAAUGUGCAGAAUAAAUAAUGAUGCGUGCAGUGAUCUUGAUUGAAUAAGCAAUAACGCUUAGAAAGUGACUUCUAGUUGAAAAACUGAAAUUCCUACGUACCUAGUGAUGUAAAUACUCUAGCAGAUUCGACUUGGAUGCUUUGACUUUGAGAAUCUCAAUAAAUAAUGUGUAUCCUGCCAUUAGACUAACAUAUAAUUGUUUAGAACUUGAGUUUUUUUAUUCAGGAAAUUAUUAACCUAUCUUAGAUAUUUCGCAGCUGAGUUUGUGUAUUCUGUUUUAUCUUAAAGUUCAUUUAGUUAAAAUAGUAAUCAUCAGAUAUAAAAUUUAGAAGGCAUACGAGAGGAAGGUACCUAUGUAGAUUUCCUCAAGUAAGAAACUGCCCUGACUUCUGUACAUAAUACUAUGAUGGUAAUAAAUACAACAUUAUGUUAGUAAGUAAUUUGUAAAUUGAGAUUGAUAUAAAAUUAUGUCAGACGAGUAUUCUCUAAAUUUGAAAACAAUGUGAUAAUCAUAAUUCUAAGAUACCUAGGUAAGUUUACUGUAUUACCUACUUAAGAUUUUUGUACGUACCUAAUUCAUAAAUUAGACAUUAUUAUGUAGAUAUUAUGACUUUUUAUCUCAGUAAAGGAGACCCAGAUAA
Molecule: messenger RNA, 2329 nt
Organism: Plutella xylostella (diamondback moth)
Lineage: Eukaryota; Metazoa; Arthropoda; Insecta; Lepidoptera; Plutellidae
Source: RefSeq, a predicted model, not a curated record